AAUCCGUCAACUGUUUGGUUUGUUAUCCAGUUUUUAAUUAUGGUUCAUUACACGAAAAACACUAAAAUCAAUAGUUUUUGUUCCAAACUAAAAAAACACUCCUGAAGGUACACCGUGUUAUGCCGACAGGCGUUAUGACGUGCGUUUCUCGGGAUAACACCUGUCGACAGGUUAUGCGGAAAUGCGGAACAAUGAAUCUUUUCGUGAUCGCAAAUGACAUGAAGAUCAGUGAAGUUGGGUGUGUCUGAAAACAAACGUCUGAAGUUAUGGCUUGCACAUCCCAGUCAGCCUUGAAAUAUGUUGAGAAUGCCAGACCUCACCUUGUUGGAGAACUGAGGAAUCUGUCAGUGAUUCUUGAGAACUUGUAUCAACAAAAAGUUCUUAUUGAUGAAGAGGUCAGCAAGAUAAAUGCAGAGAGAGAUGAUUAUGAUAGAACCAGAGCGAUACUGGACUCAGUCACUAGAAAAGGUGACGCAGCCUGCUACGUGUUUCUAAGGAUUAUUGAUCAGACAAGGAGGAGAACCUUAGAGAGGCAAACUCCUCUUUCCAAGAGCAGUCAUGAAGCUUCAACUGAGGGUACAGAGUUUGACCUGCACCACUGGAUCAGCUGCUUUCCUUUCAAAGAAGAUGCAGAAAUACAGCAAAACUACAUACGAGGUCCAAGGCCAUGCUGCAAAUAUCAGAAGAAGUUAAAAUCAAAAGCAAAAAAAUUAUCAGAGAACUUCUGGAGGGCAAGUAAAGAUCUUUUUGCAGAAGACAAGAAGCCUGAUCUGUUUCACAGUGCAGUUGUAUUUGAUAUCCAAGGAAAGAUUUCUCCAUCCAAGAUAAAGAAAAUCAAAAACAAUAAAAGCAAGAAGUCCCGUCCUAAAAAGUUAAGGACUUAUAUUCCAGGGAAUAAACCAGAAAUCUCCCCCAGUGACCUGCUGAAAACAGAUAAAAACAUCCUCCUGGUUGGGAAACCUGGAAUUGGAAAGUCAGCGCUGAGUCAUGAAAUAUUGAGACUGUGGUCAGAAAGAGACAAUAAGGAGCUGGAUUACAUGUUUUACUUUGACAUGAGGAAAUUAACCAACAUCCCACCAAUCAGGAGUUUGGAGGAUCUUCUUUUCACUGCAUGCAGUGAACCAGAUGAGGGCAAAGAUGAAGUUUUGCAAGAUAUAAAGAGCAACUCUGAUAAUGUUACAGUCAUUUUGGAUGGAGUCACUGAUCUCUCUCCAUCGGUUGUGGAGAAACUUGUAGACAAAGAUUUCUUACCUGAUGCUAAAAUCAUCAUUACCUGCAGACCAGAAGAUGAGGAAAACUUAUCUCCUGAAGACUGGCUCAGAGUGGAGGUGAAAGGCUUCUGUGAGGAAACAAUCAAGACAUAUUUGUCUUCAACUCUGGGUGAAAAUCACAGGAAGGUCCUGAGUAACCUGGAGCUGUUGACCCUUUGUCAUGUUCCAAUGUAUGCACUGAUGGUGGCUGCCAGCUUUUCAUCUACAGACUCUCUGCAGCCCAGAACUGUGACUGAAAUAUACAUCAAUAUUGUUAGAUUUGGCCUUCAGAUGAACAGCAACAAAACCAGGAUCAGGAAUCUCAGUCAGUUCAUCAAAACCAAGAGAAAUGGAAUCCUGUCUCUGGCUGAAGCUGCUUUUAAUGCAACCGAAAGAAAAACUGUGAACCUGGGAGAACUUUCCUGUGAAGACACCUGCGUCCUUUCCUUCCUGAAAACACUCCAUGGCAAAGUUCCUCCUACUGAAACCAUAACUCUCAAUGCUUUCCUCCAUUACACCAUGCAGGAGUUUUUUGCAGCUCUGUGGCUUCUGAAGAAUCCUGAUAAGAUCAGCGAAGUUUUGCAGCAAUGCCUCACUGAGGAGAAGAAACACAUGAAGCAUCUGAUCCCGUUCAUGUGCCGUUUGUUGAAUGAGAAGAGUCCAUGUUUGAUGAGCUGUCUGAUUCCAGCUGAGGAGAUCAAGGAAACAUCUGGAUGGUUCUUCAAAGAAAUGAUUGACAUAUUUUUCUCCAAAAAUGAAGACACUGAACGUUAUGUAGAUAUAUUAUUCUUAUGCCAAUGUUUAUAUGAGUCACAGAGCUCUGAAAACUGUAUUUCCUUUCUGGAGAACCUGGACUUCCAUCUUGACCUCAGUGGAGAGAAUCUGGACCCUUAUUCCUGCUGUGCUGUGGCCUUUAUGGUCACUCAGUCAAAGGAGAGGAAAAUAAGUCUGAACCUUCAGGAUGUGACGGUGUCUGAGCAAGGAAUGAGACAUCUGUUUGGAUGCAUUGAAAAUGUUCAGUGGGUUGAUCCUCUCCCUCUGCAGUUGUGGACUGUUGUCUUUCUCAGUGAAGGGCUGACAGAAUAUAUGACAUUAUUGCAUCGCUGUGGAAACCAGCUGUAUCUUCCAGUUGUAGGUGAAAAGCUGCUGUUUGAAAGAGCUGUGAAGGUCAUGCAGAGGUCAGCUACAAAGGUCAAUGUCUGCCUCCAUUGGACCCAAAGAGGUCAUGUCUGCCAGAGUCUAUGUGAAUCCCUGCUACAGGUGCUGCCAUACACACAUCAUCUCAGGUUUGAUCGUCAGAGCUCAUAUCGUGAUGAACAAACCAGGUUCUUAGUGAAUCUGUUCUGUGCAGCAGCAGAGAGAGAACAGCAGACAGGAGAGAAGAUGCUGGACACGUUAACAUCAGUCUGUAGAUAUCAAACUAUUUUCGGUUAUAAUAAUAAAUCUCAGAGUGACUUCCUGCUGGAUCUGUACUCCCAGCUGAAGGACAGAGAGACUAAAUCAGGUCUGAGUCUCCUUCCAUCAUUACAGUCAGUUUUCCAAUCAGCUCCUGAAGUCUGGAUCAUAAAGCUCUCAGAGAGAAAGACCUCCAUCCUCCUGGAAGUGCUGAAACUCCAACCAGAGAAGAAACCAGUGGAGCUGACAGACUGCUCACAUGGAGAGAGUGAAGUGAGGAGUUUCCUGCAGUGUCUGCCUUUUAUCUCUCAGCUCAGGUUUGAUCUUUGGAGCUCAGAUCCUGAUGAACAAACCAGGUUCUUAGUGAAUCUGUUCAGUGCAGCAGCAGAGAGAGAACAGCAGACAGGAGAGAAGAUGCUGGAAACGUUAACAUCAGUCUGUGGAGAUGAAUUAACAGGUUAUGAUGAUGAUGAUGAUGACAGUUUAAAAUGUCGCCUUGACUUCCUGCUGGAUCUGUACUCUCAGCUGAAGGACAGAGAGACUAAAUCAGGUCUGAGUCUCCUUCCAUCAUUACAGUCAGUUUUCCAAUCAGCUCCUGAAGUCUGGAUCAUAAAGCUCUCAGAGAGAAAGACCUCCAUCCUCCUGGAAGUGCUGAAACUCCAACCAGAGAAGGUAGCAGUGAUGCUGACAGACUGCUCACAUGGAGAGAGUGAAGUGAGGAGUUUCCUGCAGUGUCUGCCUUUUAUCUCUCAGCUCUGCAGCAGAGAGAGAACAGCAGACAGGAGAGAAGAUGCUGGACAUGUUAACAUCUGUGAAGAUGAAUUAACAGGUUAUGAUGAUGAUGAUGAUGAUGACAGUUUAAAAUGUCGCCUUGACUUCCUGCUGGAUCUGUACUCCCAGAUGAAGGACAGAGAGACUAAAUCAGGUCUGAGUCUCCUUCCAUCAUUAAAGUCAGUUUUCCAAUCAGCUCCUUUAUUGUGGACCAUAAAGCUCUCAGAGAGAAAGACCUCCAUCCUCCUGGAAGUGAUGAAACUCCAACCAGAGAAGAAACCAGUGGAGCUGACAGACUGCUCACAUGGAGAGAGUGAAGUGAGGAGUUUCCUGCAGUGUCUGCCUUUUAUCUCUCAGCUCUGGUUUGAUCAUCAGAGCUCAUAUCGUGAUGAACAAACCAGGUUCUUAGUGAAUCUGUUCUGUGCAGCAGCAGAGAGAGAACAGCAGACAGGAGAGAAGAUGCUGGAAACGUUAACAUCAGUCUGUAGAUAUCAAACAUUCCCUUCAUAUUAUAGUACUAAAUCUCAGAGAGGCUUCCUGUUGGAUCUGUACUCCCAGCUGAAGGACAGAGAGACUAAAUCAGGUCUGAGUCUCCUUCCAUCAUUACAGUCAGUUUUCCAAUCAGCUCCUGAAGUCUGGAUCAUAAAGCUCUCAGAGAGAAAGACCUCCAUCCUCCUGGAAGUGCUGAAACUCCAACCAGAGAAGAAACCAGUGGAGCUGACAGACUGCUCACAUGGAGAGAGUGAAGUGAGGAGUUUCCUGCAGUGUCUGCCUUUUAUCUCUCAGCUCAGGUUUGAUCUUCAGAGCUCAUAUCGUGAUGAACAAACCAGGUUCUUAGUGAAUCUGUUCUGUGCAGCAGCAGAGAGAGAACAGCAGACAGGAGAGAAGAUGCUGGACACGUUAACAUCAGUCUGCAGAUAUAAAACAUUCCCCUUAUGUUACGGUGGUAAAGAUCAGGUUGACUUCCUGCUGGAUCUGUACUCCCAGCUGAAGGACAGGGAGACUAAAUCAGGUCUGAGUCUCCUUCCAUCAUUACAGUCAGUUUUCCAAUCAGCUCCUAAAGUCUGGAUCAUAGACCUCUCAGAGAGAAAGACCUCCAUCCUCCUGGAAGUGAUGAAACUCCAACCAGAGAAGAAACCAGUGGAGCUGACAGACUGCUCACAUGGAGAGAGUGAAGUGAGGAGUUUCCUGCAGUGUCUGCCUUUUAUCUCACAGCUCAGGUUUGAUCCUUGGAGCUCAGAUCCUGAUGAACAAACCAGGUUCUUAGUGAAUCUGUUCUGUGCAGCAGCAGAGAGAGAACAGCAGACAGGAGAGAAGAUGCUGGAAACGUUAACAUCAGUCUGUAGAUAUCAAACAUUCCCUUUUGAUGACAUAGACGCUGAUUAUGAAUAUAUAAGUGAAUAUAGAAGUGACUUCCUGCUGGAUCUGUACUCCCAGAUGAAGGACAGAGAGACUAAAUCAGGUCUGAGUCUCCUUCCAUCAUUACAGUCAGUUUUCCAAUCAGCUCCUGAAGUCUGGACCAUAAAGCUCUCAGAGAGAAAGACCUCCAUCCUCCUGGAAGUGAUGAAACUCCAACCAGAGAAGAAACCAGUGGAGCUGACAGACUGCUCACAUGGAGAGAGUGAAGUGAGGAGUUUCCUGCAGUGUCUGCCUUUUAUCUCUCAGCUCAGCGUUCCUCCAGGGUUUUUCCAGAGUGUUUGUUCGUCUCUAUCUGUGAGAUCCAGAGAGGAGAUUCAGCAGCUGGUUUCUCUCCUGCAUCUUCUGACCUUCAAUCUGCAGCUAACUGGAGUUUUACCCAGGAAAACCUGCAGCUCUGUGGGAAAAGUUCUCCCUCUCUGUGCAUCUAAAGUGGAUCUGAUCCUCACAGACAGCCGGAUGUCCGCCAGAGGAGCUGCUCUCCUCUUUAGAUCUACCACACAACAGUCUGAGACUCUCCAACAGUCUGGUCCUGUUCCUGUCUCAGUGGGUGAGAAGAGGCAGAGUGACCUCUCCUCUGGUCCUGGAAGAGCUUUCUGUGGUUUCCACCAAAGCUCAGCCACAGAGAGUCUUGUUGAAGGUGGGCAGCAGUUUGGCGUCUCUGCUGCGGUCUUGGGACGGUUACCGGUUGACCUGACCGAGUCCGGACUCCCCGCUCAGAGCCUGUUCAGCCUGCUGCUUCACGAUGCUCCUCUCAGACUCAGACUGAGGGAAGAGAAACUCCAGCAGCUUCUGGGUGUCCUCCACGAGGUCCAGGACCAGAACCUGACGUUGUCCCUCUUGAACAAGGUCGGCGGAGACCUGAGCUCCUGCCGGUUGAGCUGGGAGCUUCUUCACUUCCUGCUGCAGCAGCCGACAGCCCAGAUCAUCACCGUGAACCUGAGGAAGAACCAAUUCUUAGAGGAGAGAGCUGCUCAGCUGCUGCUCUUCCUGCACAGGCUGCUGAUUCUAAGGCCCAGUCCGAGUUUUGUCAGGACGUCCAUCAGGGAGAUCUUCAGGACUCACCCCAGUAACACGAUACCCUGGUUGCUGAGAUACAGCGACAGGAAACUGAGACUGAAGCUGGUGUGGAGCUCCAUCCCAGCAGAGGGAAUCCAGUCCAUCCUUUAUAUGCUGCACACAGUUUCUGAUCUCAGUGUGGACAGGAAUGUCCUGCUGAGGUUCCUCCACUGCUGCGCUGCCUCUGACAGCCUGCAGGGGGCAGCAUCAGGUCUGCUGAGGACUCUAAAGCACAGGUUGGAUCUUUCCUGCUCCUCCUGCGUGGAGCUACCAGAGGAGGAGGAUCAGACGGAGCCUCUGAGGUUGACGGCCGCCGACUGCAGGGCCGUCUCCACCGUCCUGAGUCUCAGCAGCGGCGGGGACACACAGCUGGACCUGAGAGACUGUGAGGUGGAGGACAGCGGGCUGGACCUGCUGUUUCCUGUCCUGGACAGAGUCCGACUCAGAGUCAAUAAGACGGUCCUGGUCCAGCUUCUGUCUCUGCUGGCCGUGAACAAUCAGAGGGACACGGCGAGACGGGCGGCGUCCCUGUGCAGAGCCCUGGGAGGAGAAGUGGACCUGAGUCACUGUCCACUGGAUCAGAGGCUCUGUGGAGCUGUGGCUCUGCUGCUGGACUACUGUGAAGACGUAAGAGAGCUGGACCUCAGUCACUGCCAGCUGACAGACCAGCUGCUGCUGCAACUCAGCGCACAUCUGCACAAAGUCCACAUCCUGGAUCUGAGUCACAAUCUUAUCACUGAUCUCUCCAUUGAUUCUUUACUCCACAUGUUCUUCUUGAACCCCAACAUUCAUUCAGUGAGACUGAACAACAACAACAUCAUGAACAAAAGUCCUUUUAAGGGCAACAAGAUGUUUGACAUCUGGUGAAGCAGUUUGCAGUCACUUGGUCCUAACAGGAUGUUUGUCUCUAAGGCGUAAUACAAAACUCUCUCUGUAUGGGUGGAGUGGUACCUGCAAAUGGAGUUACUAGUCCUCAGUGUAGUUUGCAUGGGAUAUUUGGGCUAAGAAUAAAUCAUUAUGUUUUCCUUGCUGAUUGGAAUUUGUGUGUUUGAAGAGGAAACAAGAAACUUUCACAAUGCUGUAAUGUAAAGAAGGCAAACAAAAUGUAUUCCAUGUUGUGUCUCUGUGAUGCUUUACAAGAGCAAUUGAAUCCUAGAUAAUUUCCACCAAACAGAUCAUGUGGUUCUGUUUCUGUUACUUGCAGUGGCUUCUGUUCUUUCUUGCCUUUCCUUUGUUGAUGCUCCAGCACGGUACACCUCAUGUUCCUAAAUGUCCAACUGGCAAAUCAAGCUUGAAAACAUACAAAGUACAAAUUGAAGUCAUUGACAGUAAAACACGAUCAAAUUAGUCACAUGAAAUAUAUGUAAAUAAUGGUACCUAAACAUCAACAGAUCCACUAUUUCAAUAAGAAAAGACCCAAUAAGUUUGAACAGUAACUCCAGGUUUUCUUCAUGAAUUUCUCCUCCACUUUCUUUUCUGGUUUUUCCAGUUAAAUUCUGUUAGUUCCCUGUUUGCCUUUUUUCUGUUUCCCAGGAUCACUUUUCUGUUUUGUGCUGUUCCUGCUUGUAUGUGCAAUGGGUUUAUGUAGUUUUGUAUGAGGUAUUUGUCAUUAAAGUUUAAUAAGUA
This is a messenger RNA of Poeciliopsis prolifica (blackstripe livebearer), 7517 nucleotides long. RefSeq lists its product as uncharacterized. Bases 267 to 6758 code for a protein of 2163 amino acids. The transcript is spliced from 19 exons. Lineage: Eukaryota; Metazoa; Chordata; Actinopteri; Cyprinodontiformes; Poeciliidae. Gene Ontology annotation, molecular function: ATP hydrolysis activity; protein binding. Gene Ontology annotation, biological process: regulation of apoptotic process. The record is from RefSeq and is a predicted model, not a curated record.